GCCCGCCUUGAAACCACCCCCGGAAUCUCACCUGCAUGCUGGCGCCUGGGCUGACGCAAGGAAAGUAUACCAUGUCAUACCACUCUCUUUAAUCAUACCUCGCCUUAUACCCGUGGAACUCCCUCUCCGUCACUUCCGCACGCGACACACCCCCUCUAUCCACAAUGAAGCUCAAAGCCACCCUACGCGCCCGCAUACCAGGGAUCUACUGGAGUCCGCACGACGUCGCAUCUCCAGAAGCCUCCUCAUCAUCCUCAAAACCCAAAUCGCGAAUGCCCUUUUCGCUAAAGUCAUCCGCACCCGAUCCUGCAACUACUAUCCGCACCCGCAAAUCCAGACUGAUGAGCUCGACGACCCCCGAACCCAACGUCGAACUUGACGCGCGCACAUUAGCACAGGGCCAAUCGUUGUUUUUCGCCCGCUUGCCAAUUGAGCUGCGCAGAAUGGUGUACGAGUUUGUCAUGGGCGAGGAAGUAGUGCACCUGACGCUGAGCCAGAAGCGGCGGUUCGGACAUUGCAUCUGCCAUAGCGAAGCCGACAACCCAAAAAGAGGGAAUCAACAAUGUAGCUGUCGAGUCCUUGUCGGGGGCAAAAAGGGAGCGAGACUAGAUGGCGGCGCUGCAGCGCUAGUGCGAACAUGUAGACGCAUGUACUCAGAAGCAAUCCCGCAUCUCUACCGUACACAUACGUUUUCCCUCCUACACAUCACGCACCUACUCUACCUCCCUUCUUCCGUCCCGCAACUCCGCCUCAACACGAUCCGCACCUUGCAUCUCCGCUGGGCCAUUCGUGCACUGCCCUACCUCCGGCGCGGCCCCUCGAGUCGCGUUGCGUAUCGCGAGGACACGGCGAAUUGGGAGAGGGGGUGGGCCAUUAUAGCGGGGAUGCAGGGGUUAAGGGAACUGCAUGUUGUGCUGAUUGAUCCGAGUCCGCAGGGGCUGUGGGAGAGGAAUUGGUUGCAGCUUGAGGAUAUGCUGCUACAGAGUGUGAGGGGUGUUACGAGACCGAGGGAUGCGGUGGUCGUGAUGCCGUAUCAGAGUUGUGGUGUGAAUUGGGAUAUGGGGGACGGGUGUGUGAGGUUGGUGAGACCGGAGGAUGAGGGAGAUGUGUAGAAUUGCUCUUAAAGAGUGAGCCUAGUACGCUGUAUAUAAUACACCCAUAAUAAACGUAUAAGCGAUUUAUAUCGUC
Messenger RNA from Bipolaris sorokiniana ND90Pr, 1188 nucleotides. RefSeq lists its product as uncharacterized. The transcript has 2 exons. The record is from RefSeq and is a predicted model, not a curated record. The coding region runs from base 165 to 1112 and encodes 315 amino acids. Lineage: Eukaryota; Fungi; Ascomycota; Dothideomycetes; Pleosporales; Pleosporaceae.